Messenger RNA from Rhinolophus ferrumequinum (greater horseshoe bat), 2565 nucleotides. RefSeq names its product megakaryocyte and platelet inhibitory receptor G6b (gene MPIG6B). Gene Ontology annotation, biological process: integrin-mediated signaling pathway; megakaryocyte development; platelet formation. NCBI's taxonomy places the organism in Eukaryota, Metazoa, Chordata, Mammalia, Chiroptera, Rhinolophidae. The coding region runs from base 327 to 938 and encodes 203 amino acids. Gene Ontology annotation, cellular component: plasma membrane. The transcript is spliced from 6 exons. The record is from RefSeq and is a predicted model, not a curated record.
ACUUGCCCAUAUCACGCAGCUAGUAGUAGAUGGCAACGUCAGGGUUUGAAUUCAGUGGGAAUUCGUGGCGCUGCGACCGCUGCUCUGCUGCAGCCUGCAGCUGUUAAAAGUUUGAGAAAAUGCUGUGUAUACAGCCGGAGCACGAAUUUUAAGCAUGGCUGUGCACUAGCCUGCGAGGACUCCCAGAGGGAUCCCGGCAGCUGGUGGCCCCGCCCCCCUCUUAUCGGAGCCCCCAGACCCGCGGAUCCUCCCUUCUCCCCCACUCCCGUUUCCCUCCGGUCUCCUGUGCUGAUUCACUCGCCUCCUCUCCCCACCACAUCCCAGCCAUGGUCCUGGUUCUGCAGCUGCUACCGCUGCUGCUGUCGAGGGCACAGGGGGACCCGGGGGUUCCCUUGGACGGCCACCCUGGGGACCGGGUGAAUCUCUCCUGCAUAGGGGUCUCGCAUCCCAUCCGCUGGGCCUGGGCGCCUAGUUUCCCAGCCUGUAAGGGCCUGUCCAAAGGACGCCGCCCGAUCCUGUGGGCCUCUUCGAGCGGGACCCCCACCGUGUCUCCUAGCCAGCUGUUUGCUGGCCGCCUACGCGCCCUGGACCCUGGUAUCCGGCGGCUGGAGCUGCUUCUGAGCGCGGGUGACUCGGGCACCUUUAUCUGCAAAGGCCGCCACGAAGAGGAGAGCCGUACGGUGCUUCACGUGCUGGGGGACAGGGCCGAUUGCGGGGCUCCGGGGCCUAGCCAGGGGUCCGUGUAUCCCCAGCUCCUGAUCCCACUGCUGGGCGCGGGCCUAGUGCUGGGACUCGGAACGUUGGGCGUGGUCUACUGGCGGCGCAGGCGCUCGCCCCCGCCCCCGCUUCGACCAGUCCCCAGAUUUGCUGUGUCCCCCUCACAUAGCUCCACUUGUGAAAGCCGAAUCCCAGAGGCCAGUAAAGGAGGAGGAACCUAAGAUUGCAGGGGACCUGGACCAGGAGCCGAGCCUGCUCUACGCAGACCUGGAUCAUAUGGCCCUCAGAAGGCCUCGCCAGUUGUCCCCUGUGGUCCCUGCUGAUGCCUCCACCAUCUAUGCGGUUGUAGUUUGAAGGAAAGCCCUUACUUCAAACCUCACAAGCUGGGGCUCCCAACUCUCCAUAACCUUCUCCCCCCCAGCCUCUCCCCUAGAAAAGGUAGACUGGGAGUCAGGACACCUGGGUUCCAGGCUCUGCCACUGAUCUUGCUCCUUCAGUUGCCCCACCUCUCAUUACUUCAGUUACUCCAUGUCUCCUUCACCACUGCUGUCCUCUGUCUAAACCUCAUCAAGCCCUGUCUCACCAUGUUAAGACAUCAACCACGCCUAGAUAGUUGUCCCAUCUCUCCCCUUUCCUCCAUAGUCAAGCUCUUUGAACCAGAGGCCUACACCUAUCUCUUCCAUUUUCUUUUCCUUCACUCCACUCCCUUGAGGUUGCCAGUGAUGUCCUAAUGGCCACACCCAAUAGACAUUUUUUAGCAUUCAUCUGGCUUGGCCUUUGAUCGCUCCCUUCUUUAAGCUGGUUUUCUUUAAUGCUGGUGUGUUCCUUCUAGAUUUCUCUUCCUUUCUCCCUACCCCCAUGGUACUCCCUACCAUUCUAGGUUUGUCUCUUUCUUUAUCUGCCUUCUCCCUCUUCUGGGAAGCUGUCAUCCACAGCCAGUCCUCAGCCUUCAUCUCAGCAAAUGACACCCAGAACUCUCUCCAACUCAGAUCUCAGAUAUGGGAUUUCCAAAUUGUCCCUCAGACAUCCCUGCCCUAGGCAUUUUGCACACAGCAUGUCCCAAGCCAUUUACUUAAUCCUCCUCUGCAAUCUCUCUUGAUCAGCCCAGUUGCCCAAGCCAGAAACUGGGAGUCAUGCAGACCUCCUUCCUCUCACUCCCAAUGAACCAAGUCCUGCUGUUCUAUUUUAAUGUCACUGUCAAAUCCACACCCUCUUCACUCCCAGCACUGCCACCUGAAUGUACUCUCCUCAUUUCCUCCUUGGAUUUCCCAUAGCCCCACCUCAUCCCCCUGCCCUUGCCCUCCUCUCUGAAGCCAGAGAGAUCCCUCCCAAAUACUGACCUGCUCCUAACAGCCUGUGUUUCAGAACUGUAGUAUUUCUUCCCUUAACCUUCAGCUCUGGGCCCAUGGACUUUGGUAUGGGGUACAAGGUGCCACAGCACUUGCCUACCUCCUCUCCAGGCUUCUCUCUGUCACACCACAUGCACACAACAUGCCAGUCCCCAGGCCCCAAAUGCUGUUUGCUGUUGUCCAGCACAAUUCCUUCAUGGAUUACCUUUUUCCCUCCUCCCCACUACCUGCCUGGCUAAUCCUUAUUUAUCCUCAGGACUCAGUUCAAGUGUAGCCUUCUGGGAUGCCAUCCUUGACCCUGUUUGCCCCCCUGCAUACUUUGAUGUUCUGGAAGUUCCCUUAUGUCUCUCAUAGUACCAGCCUCCUAUGAAUUGUUCCAUCACAACCUGUAUUUGAAUUUGUAAGACAUUUUCGUGUAUUGUGAGUUCCCUGAUGUCAGGAGACUGACCCUUUUCAUAUCACUGCUAAGCCUCAGUAAAUGAUUGAAUGAAAAUUAAUA